Molecule: messenger RNA, 715 nt
Organism: Racocetra persica
Lineage: Eukaryota; Fungi; Glomeromycota; Glomeromycetes; Diversisporales; Gigasporaceae
Source: the annotation of a GenBank genome assembly
UGUAGUAUCAUGGAAACAAUUCAAGUUCCAUAUCGUUCUAUUCGUCAUAUUAUAGGCAAAAAAUACUCUAAAAUUAACGAGAUUGAAAGACGCUCAAAGGCUAAAUGCACUGUCAAGGAAAAUAACGUUUUUGAAGUGAGAGGAACUAAUGAAGCUAGAAAGAUUGCCCUUAACUUAAUCAAAGAUUGUGUCUGGAAUAGUAUUGCAGUUUAUAAUCACCCAGUAGAACCCAUUAUCGCACUUCAACCACCAUUGGCCAAACUCAAAACUGUACUAUUUUCAAAAUAUGAAGGUACCGUUGAUAAGAAUAAUAUAAACAAAUCGUACUUCAUUUUAGAUAAAGGAAAAGAAAUGAGCGAAGAUGAUCAACUAUCUUUAUUAUUUGGAAAUCUUAAUCUUGAGCAGGCCAAAGAUAUCAUUGCACCUGGAAAAGAUAGAUUUUCAGUAGAUUACAUUACCAAACGGAUAAUAGAACAAACUAUCAAGCAAGGUAGCAAGUCUCUUGACUUCAAAGUUAGAGUUAAUAUCGGCAAGCAACUCUUUUAUCCGGCAAAUCGAGAAGUUUUGGAUCUUCCAGAAUCGAUUCCUCUCCACGAGCUCCUUAAAUAUGAGAUCGGUUAUAAAAAAGAUGCUAAAACUACUUUUAUGAAUCAUAUAUCCUUGGAAGUAGCAAAGAUUAUUGAAAAUCGCCUAGUUGAAUUGGAAUAUCAAAAAA